GACUCCUCCCAUUGUUGAUCACCGAUCGAUCGCUACGCGUGCGGAGCUGAUGCACAAGCCAGAGCGGAGAAAGUAAUUAUCUGGCUAACAAUUGCUAGAGUAGAAGAAAGCAAUGGAGAGAUCAUUAUGUAACAUCAGUGUAGGAGACAAGGUGUACUUCUUGAGUUCCAGUAUCACAUCUGAACAGAAUGAUCCAGAGUUCAGAGUUACUCUCAUUGAAGCAAGCUGCCUGAAAGCAUGGAAAGGCACAUUUGGUGACAUACAGGAGAAUGCAAAGUGCAUUGACCUACAGGAAGAUGAAUUGGUUGAUCUUACACGUAAGGCGCUGACCAGACAGAACAUGGGUGAUAUUAACUUUGAGUACCAGGUCUCGUCAAAGAAAAAUAAAGUUGAGUUGUCAUGGAAGAAGGUGGUUUCAUCUGUCAAGUUUCAAGUAGGUAAGGUUUCGCUAGAUGCAGUGAGCUCGUCCCAAGAGACCAUCCAAGAUACCCUGCUUCAUUCCAUUGAGACCAUCACAGACUUGAAGGGCUCCAUCUAUAGGCUGGAAUCAGAGAAUGAUCGUCUUUCCAAUGAGAGGAAACAAGCUUUGACGAGACUAGAAAAGUGUGUAGUACAGAAAGAAGAGAUGGAAGGUGAUCUUUAUGGAAAGUUUGCAGUCAUAGUAAAUGAGAAGAAAGCAAAGAUAAGAGAGCUGAAGGAUAGACCCUUGGUAGCUGCUAGUAUCCAUGGUGACAGUGACAGUCAUAGAAGUGAAGCGAUGAAGCGUGACAGCGAUGAUGCAAUGGAUUUAGGAGAUGAUGAUACUGAUGAAGAGAGACAGAGAGAGGAAUCCUUACGGAAGAAGCAGAAGAAGACUACAGCGCCCUCUCAGACCAGAACAAAACGGUCAGAUGAUUCGGUUACAUUUGAUGAGGAGUUACCUGAAGACACAACCAGCAAAGCAAGGAGGAGAAGAAGAGAGCCAACGUCUAGAAAGACCGCUACGUCAGAGAAACCUGCCAUCCCUAAAGUGCCUUCUUCAGGGACUCCUUCAACAUCAAGGACACCCUCUAUGAGGAAAACUCCAUCGCGAGAGAAGAGUCAGACAGAGACUGAUAAUGUAGAUGAUCUCUUAGAUCAAUUCUGAACAAGAAACUGAAUAUAUUAAUAGAUACAACUCAUUAUUUGUAAAGAAAAGAUGGAGUUCUUGUAAAAAUGAGGGUUUUUUUCCCCUCUUUUUAUGGAGGGAGCUCAGUUUGAAAGAAUAUCAUAAAAGGUAUCUUUCUACAAAUGUCCCCUGAAAAUGAUAUCUCUUCACAUUCAAAUGACCUAAUAUUUAAAUAAGACAUGAAAUAGCUGAAAAUUCUGGACCAAACUUUUGUGGUACAUGUGUAAUUGUCCCAUAUACUCAUUUUUAUGUGCAGUGCAUGUGAUCUUUAUCAGUUUUAUAUCACAUUGCUCUUUUCAGACCCUUGCAAUAUACAUGUACAUAAACUCUUACAUGCUUUUUCAUAAUGUGAUCAAAUUUAAUGCACAAAUCUUUGUUAAGUGCCUCAUUUGAAAUGAUUUAUUUCACCUGUUAUGAAUAAUUGUAUUUCAAUUGAUGCUAUGUAGGACAAACAUUGUGGCUGGUCCUUACCUUACACAAAGUAAUACAUGCAAUUUGUUUGUAACAGGUGAAUGAAAUAAUUAGUAACGAUGUACAUGUACUUAACAACAAUUUGUGCAUUAAUUUGAUUACAGUACGAAAAUGGCCAUUCUAGUUGUUGGCAGGUUCUUUCGUAAUGUAAUCACAAGACCAGUACUCAGAUUUAUCUUUAAAGGAAAGAUUGUAGCAGGGAACCUUGAAAAGUGAUAUUGCAAUUAUCCAGCUAGUCUUGUUUCGUCUUGUUUGUAACCAUUUCACUUAAUCCAAAGUGGUCUUUAACUAUUAAUAAGGAACGAUCUAGUUUCUGUAAAUUCCAUGUAUUCCAUGUAUAUUUGUUGUCAUAGAAUCAUAUAUAAAAUAGUUUUGCCCUAUACCUAGAUACGCCACAGUCAUUUCUGGUAUUACUGUUACUCACUUUGGGAAAAUUAAAGCAGUAAAAGCAUGUUUUGAACAGUAAAAUAUGUACAAAACAUAUUUUUUGUUUAAUUAAUCAAAAACCCUGAAACCCUGAAACAAAUAUAUUUUCCCUUUAGUAAUUUCCAUGUCCUCUAUAUUUGUUGUCGUAAAUAUGAUCAAAUAGAGUGGGGCCAGCAAAAUGACUGUGUUUUAAUGAGAGUUUUGUAUAGCAGUGUUCAUUAUAAUACAUGUAGUAGUGGAAGGGAAGUCAUAGUCUGUCGAGUGAGUAAUACAUGUAUUAGCGAGGAAAUGUCCUUGAGCCAGGUAUUCUUAUUCUACCUACAUUGCUACUCUCCUCUUAGGUGUUGAAUGGGUACCCGGUACGAUGCAAAUGUCAUUGUAGUUGGAUUAGCAUGUGCACUCAUGUAAAAAUGCAACUAGCCGUAAUGCUCCUCAGGGAGUGGAGAAUGUGUACUGUAAUGUACAGAAUAGUAAUGAUCUCAGUGACAAAGUAAGAAUAAUACUCAAAGCGCUUUGGUAAAUUAAUGGUAAAGCACUUUGUAAAGAAACUACAUGUAAUAGUAAACACUCAUCAAAAAACUUGGUUCCCAAAAGACUUUUUAAUAUAACUCAAGAAUUUUUGGUCAAAUUUGAUCAUUUAGGAAGUAAUGUAAGCAGGAUUUUCCUUCUAAGGUUUCGAGUAACUAUUUCUACUUGAUUGAUAAUGGUUUCAUUAUAAAAUUAUAUUUUUUUGCAUGCUCAAAAGAGUAUUUUAAAAAUCGUGUAAAUAGCCAUAUACCACAAGCUGAAUUUCGGCUACGUGUGGUUGACGAAAUACUCAUCAUUCAUGUCCCCUUUAAUUACUAGAACAUAUAUAAAUAAGUAUAAAGACCCUUGUACACACAGAUUGAUCAUGACACUUUUUGUAUGCACCUUUGCAGCUGUGGAAGUGUGUCAUUCAAUGUGAUGAUGUUGAUAAAGGUGCCCCAUAAAAUAAUGCUCUUUGAGAUAACAGUUACUUCAUCAUACAAUCAAUUGCAGUUCAUUUUCUUUGUAGCUGAUUUGUCAAACAUUUUUGUAAAUGUUAGUAAAGAAGUUUAUAUCAAUAAAGAGUUUUUUAUACG
This is a messenger RNA of Strongylocentrotus purpuratus (purple sea urchin), 3147 nucleotides long. Its product is annotated as DNA repair protein XRCC4. Gene Ontology annotation, cellular component: nucleus; DNA-dependent protein kinase-DNA ligase 4 complex; DNA ligase IV complex. Gene Ontology annotation, molecular function: DNA binding. Gene Ontology annotation, biological process: positive regulation of ligase activity; double-strand break repair via nonhomologous end joining; response to X-ray. Lineage: Eukaryota; Metazoa; Echinodermata; Echinoidea; Camarodonta; Strongylocentrotidae. The record is from RefSeq and is a predicted model, not a curated record. Bases 113 to 1126 code for a protein of 337 amino acids. The transcript has 11 exons.